AUGGGUGUUGCUCUUCCUAAGGGUCUUGUUGAAGGCAAUGGUAUGUACGUCUUGGGUUUCUAUGCUCUUGCUUUUGGUCUUGGUUUGCCUUAUUUUAUUGCUCAAUGGUGGUAUAAAUCACGUCGUCUUACUAAAGAUAAGAUCUUGAACAGAACCAUGGGCGUUUUUGUAAAGGGACUGAAAGAAAAUGAUGGAUUUAAAGAAAUCAUUCGUGUUUUGUCUGGUGCUAUCGAAUUCAAGGAAGAGGCUGAUGUGCGUCCAGGUGAAGAAAAGGCACUCAAGAGUAUCAACAGUGCUAUUGCUGAAGAACUCGAGAACAGAUUGGGUGAGAAAUUCGAUCGUCUCUCAGAUGCUGUCCCUGCCUUUAGUCGCAAAGCCCGUACGCUUAUCUAUGCUUAUCUCCUUCGUAUUGAUCUUGAAUCCAAGGGCGCCACCAAAGCUCUGGUCGAAGACCAACAGUUCAUUGUUGACAAAUCCAUUCAUCUUUUGCAAGGACUCUUACAAAUCGCUACUGUGAAGCAAUGGUUAAGCAGCACAUGUGAGUUGAUGGAAUUGCAACAACACUUUUUGCAAGCUACUUAUCCUGGCGAACCCAGUGUUAAGCAAUUGCCUCAUAUUUCCAACGCUCUCUUGCGUCGUCACUAUCGUAACAAGAAAGUCAAUGUCACUAGUGUCCAACAAGUCUGUGACAUGUCUGAAGAUGAACGUAAACAAUUCUUAAAGUCUGUUUCUGAUGAUGAAUAUCUUGAUAUUGUGGAAGUUGCCAACCGUAUUCCUAAAUUGUCUGUUCAAAAGGCUGUCUUUAAGGUGAUUGGGGAUAACAUUGUGACUACAGGCGCUAUCAUUACGUUUAUCUUGAAAUUGAAGAAUGGCAAGGUAACUAGCAUGGAAGUCACGAAUGAAAAGGAAGAAGAACAGGAUGAAGCUAUUAUUAAUCCUGACGAUGAAAAGAAGAACAAUGGCCCAUCUUUACCUAUGGCUCACACACCUUAUUAUGCUGGAGAAAAGAAGCCUUGUUGGUGGAUCUUUUUGGGUGAUCCCAAAGUGAACCGUAUCUUGGUCCCUCACAAAAAAGUGACUGAUAUUGUUGAUGAACAAACUGUCAAGAUUCCUUUCCCUGGUCCACCCAAGCCUGGUGUAUACACCUUCUCUUUGUAUGUCAAGUCAGAUACUUAUGUUGGCACUGAUAUUUUACAAGAUGUUAAGCUCAAAGUACAAGAUCCUGCUGAUCUCCCUGAAGAAGAAGAAGUGGAUGACUCUAUCUCUGAACCUGAAGAAGAUUCUAUUGCUGGCCAAAUGAAAUUAAUGCGUGAACAAGGUUUUGCUUCUGCUUUGGCUGGUGGUUCAAGCAAAGACAAGAAAGACAAGAAAGACAAGCAUGAUUCUGACUCUGACUCUGAUUCUGAUUCUGAUUCUGAUUCUGAUGAUGCCGAUUAUGUUACUGAAUCUGACUCUGAUUAGAUACAUUUUUUAUAUAAUAUACACAAAAAAAAAAAAAA
Gilbertella persicaria is the source of this 1499-nucleotide messenger RNA. Its product is annotated as Sec63 Brl domain-containing protein. Gene Ontology annotation, molecular function: RNA binding; transmembrane protein transporter activity. Gene Ontology annotation, cellular component: Sec62/Sec63 complex. Gene Ontology annotation, biological process: post-translational protein targeting to endoplasmic reticulum membrane; SRP-dependent cotranslational protein targeting to membrane. The transcript is spliced from 2 exons. NCBI's taxonomy places the organism in Eukaryota, Fungi, Mucoromycota, Mucoromycetes, Mucorales, Choanephoraceae. The record is from RefSeq and is a predicted model, not a curated record. Bases 1 to 1461 code for a protein of 486 amino acids.